Stylophora pistillata is the source of this 3579-nucleotide messenger RNA. RefSeq lists its product as uncharacterized. NCBI's taxonomy places the organism in Eukaryota, Metazoa, Cnidaria, Anthozoa, Scleractinia, Pocilloporidae. Gene Ontology annotation, biological process: protein ubiquitination. The record is from RefSeq and is a predicted model, not a curated record. Gene Ontology annotation, molecular function: ubiquitin-protein transferase activity; zinc ion binding.
UAUGGAGGUCAAGGUUGGUUAUAAAAGUAGUUUUGGAGAUGUACAAUACUAUGCGAUCGAUCAGGACCUCUCCGCGAUCCAUAGUGUGAACAAGAAAAAAAUCAUGGUUUGGAACGGGAAAGGGAAAUAUGGAGUCAAAACCGGGCGAACUGUCCGAAAUCCUUUCUCUCAUUUUCUUGGCCGCGAACCGGAAGUUUUACUCAAGUUUACAAGAGGAACGGAGAACAUGUCCAAAUACGAUAUGGAACAGUUCCUCGAAGAGAACGAUAUAGGGGAUGGCCUUGGUGAUUUCACACUCUCGUCCAACCGGCAUCUGCGAGCUGGAAGUGGAGUGCAUAUGUCUAGCGUUAUGUACUCCUUGAAAAAGCGCAAGCGAUGGACCUUGUCAGAAGUGUUCAAGGAAAUCAGUGGUCAAGACACAAGCGAUGCUUCGUCUAGACCCAGUGUUACUAUUGUGCGUCGCCGGAUGCGACAAGAGGUCGACGCAGAUUGCAUUGCUGUCCACAAAGUCCGAGAGAACAUAGUGUAUACUCCUCGAAAACGCAAAUACACUCGCGUGCAAGAUUUACUGAAGAAGAGUGACUCAACCGAAUUGGAGCCCGAAAUUGGUUACGAGCUGUCGUAUCGAUAUCCAAAGAACGAAUACCCCGAAUGCAGCGAAAGAUACGCCACAAGUUAUCGUUGGUCUUUUCAGUAUUCUCUCAAAGAUCCGUGCAAGUCUCGAUUUAAGAACAAGGGCGUGAAAAACAAGGGCUACCGCUGGGGUCUCUAUUCCGACAGAGAGCUCAGGAAUAAAGAAGUUCUCAAAGGUAAACGUUGUCAGGCAUACUCAACACCCAAAAUCGCUGAGAGUAAAAUUAGUGUGAUGGGUGCAAAGUGGUUUAGUAGCUUUAAGACCCCAAGAGAGACAUCCUCUCCCUAUAGUACAGGGUUUGAUAUUGGCUCUUACAUUGAUGAGCUUUCCAGACACCCACCGAAGAAAACACGACAGAAACCAAAUUUGAGACAUAAAGAUGGAUCAUUGAGUCAGUGUUUUAAGUAUGGAAAGAAAAGUUUCGUCUUCAUUGACCCUGAACCAAGCAUGAACACCUCUCAGAAUCCUACCACUGCCCCAUCUGCUUCUGCACCUUCAAUGAUUCCUCCAUCAGAGAAGAAGCUAACAGCUCCUUUACAGUUAUUGCUUGAUGACUUGAAGCCUGAAAAGCUUACCGAAGAUUGGAAUGGCAUGUACUUGGAAGGAAACAGCUUGCCAAGGAAGUUCACAAUUGACCUAAUUCCCCUUCUUUCUCCCGGUGGAAGCUUUACAAAUGAAUUUUGCUGCAUACUGUUUGAAAUGACCGACCAGCUGAAUCGUGAAAUGAACUGCAGAACAGUUGCAGUUAGUUUGCAUGCCACAAAGACUCAGGACCUUUCUGGUGAUCUUUGCAAUGCUAUGAAAAACUUCUUUGUGGAAUUGGAAAAUGAGAAGAAAGACUUUUGGAGAGUGUGCGAUGCAGUUAGCUGUGCAACUCAUUACUUGCAAUGUUGCUACCAGUCUUUCCUACCCCCUAUGCAAGACUCCCACAGCCACACAAAAAUAUGGAAUUCUAUUGAUGUGCUUGGUUCUAUGUUUGGAUGGAAAUCAGAGGUCUUAACUCGGGUGGAAAUAAAAUCUGAACUGAGAGCAAAAAUCAAGAAAAUUGAUUUGCUCAGCAUGGAUGUUGUUAUAAGAACUGAUACGGAUGAUGAAGGAAUUGCAGAACCACUUGAAAAGUUUUGUGGUAUAUGCUACAAGGAAUUUGAGAAUCAACUUUUGACUCCAUUUACUGCUCUGAAACACUGCCUACAUACCUUCUGCGAUGAAUGCUGGGAAGUCCACCUGAAGACACAAAUUAGCUUGGGGAACACAGACCUACAAUGUCCUGGACAUAAGUGUAACGUCUGUGUUGACAAGGCCACUAUUUUGACUCUGGUGCCUAACUGGUAUGACAAGUUCCAGUCACAGAAAAUUGACAAAGUCAUAGAGUCCAGUUCAGAAUUGAGGUGGUGUCCCUCCAGCAAGUGUGCUAAAGUGUUAAAGGUGUCUGCAUCUGGUGCCAUGGCCAGUAGAAGCAACCCAGUGUCUGUAGCAUGUUCUUGUGGAGGGCUUUGGUGUUUCCAGUGUGGUAAAAAGGCUCACUGGCCAGCUUCAUGUUCAGGUGAAGAGAAAUUCCAGGAAAUUACCAAGCAAAUUCAUGCAGAAAUCAAGCAGAAGGGAGAGGAUUGCAUAACUUCAGUCAUGGUGCGAAAUUGUCCCAACUGUCGCUAUCCUAUUGAAAAGCACCUUGGCUGUAGUUUUAUGUUCUGUAUCAUGUGCCAGACAGCUUUCUGCUGGGAAUGUCUUACUCCCAUGAGCAAACAUCAGGAAGAAUGUAAACAAAAAGUGCAGUCAAAGGAAGUGGAUUUAGAUCUUGUCAGCUCAAGCAGCACUCAUUUUGAAGAAUACUUUUCUAUAUAUCUUAGCAACAAAAUGGGACAAUCGAGCAAGGUUAUGUUCCAUCAAAGACAGCGGCUGCGGAAUUUUGAGAAGAUUGUAAAAUCCCAUGAAAGUCUUAAUAGCUCACCUGUCUUCUCAUUUGAUGGAGUGGUGGAAAAGAUUCUGCAGGGUGGCUACAAAAAUGUACUGAGGAGUGCGGCUGAAUUCAAGUUUUAUUCCCAUUUGACUCUUGAAGGUGCAGCAAAAAUGGCCAUUUUGUCAAAAUCUACAUCUAAAUGUGUAAAGAAACACAUGAGCCGAUUGCAAUUUAUCAUGGAGAGAAUUGAAGAAAUCUUUAAGUGUGACUUAAAACAGCUGUUAAAGAACAACCAUUUGAGAAAACUGUCUAGAUUACUACAACAUGGAAAUGAUUGUGUCUAUGCAAUUGGACAGAUUCUCUCUGAUUGACAGGAAAAAUACAGGCCUUGAAUUAUCAAAGGGACCAGUUACUUACACUGCGCACUCUGCUUAAUUAUUUUUUGGAAUGCAAUUAUUAAUGUUUCCGUGCAAAUAAAUCAUAGGCUUGAAUUUCAUUUUUAUUUGGUUUUUGUAUCAGCAUAUAGGAAAUCAAACAUUUGAACCUUUGACAAAAUUGAACAAUAUGUUAUAAUUUCUCUCUGCAUUGAGAUUUUUUUGCAUUAAACUGUCAAGGAAUUAGAAUAGAUAUACAAUGCAGAAUGAUAUAAUUAUCUAUAUAUUUUUUUGCAUUGGUUUAAAUUUUGUAACUUGAACUUUACAGCAGCAUGAAAAUUUUGGAGUCUCUCCUCUUGUGCAUGGAUUGAUACAUUGAAUGAUAUCAGCAUGUACAAUUCAGCAUUUGUGUUUCUUUAAUUAUACAUUCAGUCUGAAAUUGAAACCUUUUAAUCCAAUACCACAAAGUUGUCAUAGAUAAAUGGGAAAAAUCAUGUUAUUGCAAUGCACUCAAUAUGCUAUGAAAAUUGACGAAAUUUUCACCAUUUUCAUAAUAUUGUUUAUAGGGCUAUGUGUAUAUUGUAUAACUCUAGGUGUCUUCCUUUUAAAGCCCCAACUGCCCAGCUUUUGUCACCUUUUGGAAUCUAUCAUGUAAUCUAUCCAUGUUUUGUUGA